Scomber scombrus (Atlantic mackerel) is the source of this 3389-nucleotide messenger RNA. RefSeq lists its product as uncharacterized. NCBI's taxonomy places the organism in Eukaryota, Metazoa, Chordata, Actinopteri, Scombriformes, Scombridae. The record is from RefSeq and is a predicted model, not a curated record. Bases 178 to 2391 code for a protein of 737 amino acids. The transcript is spliced from 12 exons.
CUGAGUUAGCCAACUCUUAUUCAGUGAACACACCCUGUAGUUAAUCUGCGGUUAUUUUUUAGUGUAAUGUUUCAAAUUACGUCCAGGGUAUAUAACAACACUACCUUUCGACUUAUUUUAUCGGGAAGGAUUUAACCUGUUUGUACCUUCAACACCUGCGAGAAAGAGACCGAAAGUAUGGCCAGUGGUUUUCGUGCUAUGGUUCAUCGACAUAUACUGGCCUAUUUCAUCUGUUCUUUCGGUUUAGUUGCAGGACAAUCUACAAUAUAUGCACUCAAGGGGAAAGAGGUCAAGAUUAUACCAACCAUCCCAGGACAACCUGAUGAUAUUCUGUGGAAACAUAACGGCAACAAAGUGGUAGAGUUUAAUGGCCAGGAGCAACAGGCGUACCGCCCGUAUGAAGACAGGCUGACUCUUGACUGGCAUGGAGCAGAGCUCAGUAUCAAUCAACUCACAUUUGAAGACAGUGGAAGCUAUGAGUUGGAAACAGUAUUAAACAAAGUCUUCAAACGUUCAUUUUACAAGUUAGAGGUCAUAGACAAAGUUGCCAAGCCCACCAUAUCCUGUCAGAUGAUCAACGUUACCCAGGCAACGCUGAUGUGCUCUGCAAAGUCCAGCCUCCCUCAAUCCUUGAUGAAGAUUGAAUGGAGUUCACAUGGAAUCGUGCGGCCUGGCCCCAACUUAACAAUAUCUCUGGGGGACGAUGAUGAAGUAUACAGUUGUGAUGUGAGCAACCCUCUGACUAAAGACACAGCUACGUUCACUGCAAUGGAUUGCUACCCUGUCGCAGACAAAAGUUCAUCUGUAGGAGUGAUUGUCGGCUCCAUCUUUGCAAUUAUUAUUGUAUUGGUGCUCCUGGGCCUUUGCUUCAUGUUCCGCAGAAAACGUAUUGAAGCAUGUCGCAAAAAAGGAAAAAAAGAGUCUCCAGAUGAGGAGGAAAAUCGUGGUUUCCUUGACAGAGCACCCACACUUCCCUCUAAUCAGCGACUUUUCCCUUCGAACAAAAGCAGUAUGAACCCUAAUGACUCUGCUAGAGAACACAAUGAAGUCAAAAACUCAGAUCUGAACAACGUGUGUGUCCGGGACCGUAUAAAACAUUUUGAAUGCAAGGAGGACCAAAUUAAAGACAAUCCUAGUACUCCUGAUAGUAAGCCAAGCUCACAUCCGGAUGUGAAUACCGAGACGGCCCAUCAUGCUAGCAAGGACAAAGAAGAAGAUGCAGAUGCAGAUAAAGUCAAAGAACCCACAGAGAAAGCGGUCUCAUCAUGUGAGGAGGCUCCUGAGCAGACAGCUGCACCAUCAACUUCAUCUCCCAUUCAUGAGGAAGAAGAAAACAUGGGAGAGACUACAUCCAGUGGUACCAUGGCCUCAACAUCAACACAAAUUGAGUCUGCACCACUUCCCAGCACCUCAACAACACAAGCUGUACCAUCAACUCCAGCUCUCAUUCAUGAGGAAGACAACCAGGAAGAAGAAGACAUGGAAGAGACUACAUCCAGUGGUACCAUGGCAUCAACAUCAACACAAAUUGAGUCUGCACCACUUCCCAGCACCUCAACAACACAAGCUGUACCAUCAACUCCAGCUCUCAAACAUGAGGAAGACAACCAGGAAGAAGAAGACAUGGAAGAGACUACAUCCAGUGGUACCAUGGCCUCAACAUCAACACAAAUUGAGACUGCACCACUCCUCAGCACUGAUGUUACCUCUACAGCACAAGAGUCAGAAAAGAAGGCAGAAGAGGAUGAGGGAGCAAUGGAUUGUCCUACCAAUAGCGUUCCUCCUUCCCCUCAGCGUCAUUCCCCUUCACCCCAAAGCUCUCCACCUGAGGACAUCUCUGUUAAACCGGAGGAAGAUGUGAACUCAGACCAGGUAACUGGAGAAACUACAGAGAAUAAUCACAGAGAAUCUGACUUAUCAGAUGACUCUGGCAAGGAGAAACCCACCAUUUCUGACCAUAAAGGUUCAGAAGCAACAGCACAUGAGCAAGAUGCAAACUUGACACAGGGAGGAACUGACACAAAAGAAGAUAACCAGCAAGAAAUGGGCAAACCAGUUUCUCAAGAUGACUCUAAAAGUGUAGGUGAACAUGAAGAUAUAGAUAAGGCACAGAAUCAGUCUGUAGCCACCUCCCAGAACCCCGAGUGCGCCACACUGACAACAGCAGACAACAGUAACACCUGUACCUCUGAUGUGUCUCCAAUCGAAAACACCCAUGCAGAUCCCAAACAAAAGGGCAACACCAUAGGUGUCUCAGAUCAGUCUAAGGGACAGCCAGACAGCACCACAGCAGAUGAGGGUCAAUCUUUGGAAAAGAAAAAUGAGGACCAGUGUGGCCCAAAAGAAGAAAAGCCAGUUAACACAAGCCUGAAUGAGGAUAAAGAAGAAUAAAAGAAAGUGAAGUUGUUGAAUAGCUUUCAACUGCAUAUAAACUAUACUAAAUGAAAACUAAAGCCAAGGAGAAAGCAGACACACAUUAUCAUGGGGGAGGGGCACUCAAUUGGUCAUUUUGAAGGCCUUGUGGAAAGAUUGUACUUGAGAGCUGCAAUAUGUAUUAAAGAAAAGUUUAUGUUUUAGUUUUAUAUAAUAUGCACAUUAACUGUAGCAUUGCUAAAACAAUGAUAAUGUUUGUGAGACAUUGAUUAAAUAACUAAUAAUGUUUUGAGAAGAAGUAAAUUAAUAUUUUGCUAUCAUUGUAUUUUCAUUCAGUAGUUUAUUCUUGGGGUCCCUGGGGACACCAGUGGGUAGUCCUUGUAUUUUAAAUAUGUUGGUUGAAAUAUGAUGGUUAACCUAUCAUACCAGUAUGCUGUCUUCAUAGGUGAAGAAAACAAAACUAAAGAAGGAAUAAAAAAGCAGUGUCAGCCAACUACAUGCAAUAAACAGUCACUCUCAUGACAUGCAUGCUUGUGUGAGCCUACAGAAAUGACACACAUUGAAAGGAUCAGAUGAUGGUUCUUAGUAUAUACACUGUUGCCCAUAAAGUUGGAAUACAAUAUUUUUUAUUUCUUCUCAUGAAAUGAUUGUGAUAAUGUGAUUUAUUCUUGAUAGAUAAAGUGUAUAUAUUCUCAAAAUGGUAUUGAUCAAUCUCAUUGCACCUGGUCAAAGGUGAUUACUGAUGUGUAUAAAUAGAAAAUAAAAAGAGGAAUGUGUCUGAAAACAAAAUUAUUCCAACUUCAUGCGCGACCGUGUAUGUUCUUGAAUGUAUUUUAAAACAAAGUUUAAUGCACUCUUUAAUCUUGAAGCUGGUUUAUUUCUGCUGUGAAAAUAACUGAACAAUCUCAGAGCACAGGGUAUAUUUAUGAUUAUUCUUUUGUCUCACUGUACUUCUUUACUGAUGUGUUGGAAAUUGUUUAUUGCAUCGACUAGUAAAAUUUGAUUGUAAUUUGUAA